Messenger RNA from Dentiscutata heterogama, 778 nucleotides. Lineage: Eukaryota; Fungi; Glomeromycota; Glomeromycetes; Diversisporales; Gigasporaceae. The record is from the annotation of a GenBank genome assembly.
UGUCCCGUUGUCAAGUUUAAACUCUAAAAAGAAAAAAUCUCAUUUAUCAAAAGAAGAAUCAUACGAUUCUGACAACACAAACCGAGAAAACAACUUAUCUCCCGAAUCAUAUGAUUCAGACAACAUAAACCGAGAAAAUAAUUUAUCCCCCGGAUCAUAUGAUUCAGACACAAACCGGGAAAAUAACUUAUCUUAUAUGGAAGUAACAACACCAGAACCUCAUGCUAUUAAAUUAGAUAAUAAUAACGAUAAGUCAAUAUUUAAUGCAUUUAAAAAUACUUUACCGACUGUUUAUUCUGUGAUAAUAAGAAUGCCGGGAAAUUUAUUGCCAUUUACGUUAGGGAUGUUUAUUCUAGUUGAAGCGUUAUCAACACUAGGAUGGAUUUCCAUAUUUGCAAGUGCAAUUUCAGUACUAACGCCUUCGUAUCCAGUUGCUGUCAUCUCCAUUGCUAUAAUAUCAAUCAUUCUCUGCAAUUUGUUAAAUAAUUUACCAAUGACAGUAUUAUUAAGUCGAAUAUUGCAAAAUGAAAAUUUUACAAACGCCCCACAUAUAAUACAAGAUCCCGCAAUAAAACAAGGAUGCAUAUACGCGUUAAUUAUCGGAAGUAACAUAGGUGCUUGUCUUACGAUUGUAGGCGCUUUGGCUGGAUUAAUGUGGGAUAAAAUAUUAAAAGAUAAAAACGAAAAAAUUGGGUAUUGGCAGUUUGUGAAAUGGAACCUUGGAGUUUUACCGGUGGUUGCCAUUGGAGCUUGUGGUGUUUUGAUAAUAGAACUUUGG